AUGCGGCCUCACAUCGACGCUCUGUCUCUCAACACAUCAGUUCACCUGACCCCUCAAUCAUCACUCUUAGUCCUCCCUUUACACCCAAUCCUCGAUCCAGGAUCAGAAAGCAACCUCGACGGCCCAAAUGACCCACGUCGUCAGCCAACACACACACACACACACACACCCCCAUCCAUCCCUACCAAAAAAAUGCCCCCCCCCCCCACCCCCCCCCCCGCCCCCGCACUCGACCCCCCCACCUUCGCCACCGCCCAACUCUCCCUCCUCGCCGCCGAACUCGCCGCCGAAUCCGCCCGCACCCUCCCCCUCCUCGCCGCGCACGCCCCCAAACGGCUCGCCGCGGCCGGCCUCGCCCUCACGAACCUGGUGCUCGCGGGCCGGCGCACGGGGCCGGGGGGCCGGACGGUGCUGGUGCUCGAGGUCGACGGGGCGGUCGGUGGGGGGGGAGGGGAUGGGGUGGGGGGGGUCAAGUUGGCUAAUGAGGUUACUUAUAAGAGGAUGAAUUGGACGAUGGAGAGACUGAAGAAGAUGGAGGAGGGUGAAUACACGACGCUGACGAGGGUGUUGUUCGGGUUGGAUGCACCGACGCCGGUGUCUCCGGACGAGGCGAAGGUUGAGUUCCUCGAUCAGACGCUCAAUGACAGCCAGAGGGAUGCUGUCGGGUUCGCGCUGGCGUCGAGAGAGGUGGCGCUCAUCCAUGGUCCCCCUGGCACAGGCAAAACCUACACCCUCAUCGAACUCAUCCUCCAACUCGUCCGACGCGGACUUCGCAUCCUGGUCUGUGGCCCGUCGAACAUCUCGGUGGACAACAUCGUCGAGCGUCUCGCCCCGCACAAGCUUCCAAUCAUUCGGCUCGGCCAUCCGGCUCGUCUGCUUCCAUCCGUGCUGAACCACUCCCUUGACGUUUUGACGCAGACGUCGGAAGCAGCUGGUAUAGUCAAGGAUGUGAGGAAGGAGAUGGAUGCGAAGCAGGCCAGUAUCAAGAAGACACGAAGCGGUCGGGAAAGGAAGGCCAUCUACGACGACAUGAAAGUUUUACGGAAGGAGUAUCGUGAGCGGGAAAAGCAGUGUGUGACUACCCUCGUCAGCGGCAGCAAAGUCGUUCUCGCAACCCUCCACGGCGCAGGCGGUUUCCAGCUGCGAAACGAGCAGUUCGACGUCGUCAUCAUCGACGAAGCAAGCCAAGCGCUCGAAGCACAGUCCUGGAUUCCUCUCCUCACAGCCAAAAAGGUCGUCCUCGCAGGCGAUCACCUGCAAUUACCGCCCACCAUCAAAUCCCUGGACCACAGUCUCCACCCCAAGCCACCAAAAGACAAUGAUAAAGAUCAAACCAAAGGUGGCGGCGGUUCACUCGAGGUAACCCUCUUCGACCGCCUCCUCACCCUCCACGGCCCCGGCAUAAAACGCAUGCUGACGACUCAAUAUCGCAUGCACGAGAAAAUCAUGCGCUUCCCGUCGGACGAAAUGUACGAUUCCCAACUCCUGGCCGCGCCGGCCGUGGCCACUCGCCUCCUGACCACCCUACCCUACGAAGUCCAAGACACGGACGACACGACCGAACCGCUCGUCUUCUACGACACCCAAGGCGGCGAUUUCCCCGAAGCCAUCUCCCCUUCUCCUCCUCCUCCCGCCGACGACGGCAGGAACCCCCGCAAGGCCUCCCUCCUCCCCAACGACAGCAAGUCCAACCCCUCGGAAGCCCUCCUCGUCCGGCGCCACGUCGGCAGGCUCGUCGACGCCGGCGUCAGGGCCGAGGACGUCGCCGUCGUGACGCCGUACAACGCGCAGCUCGCCCACCUGUCGCGGGACCUGGGCCUGACGGAGCGGUUCCCCGGGCUGGAACUGGGCAGCGUGGACGGGUUCCAGGGCCGGGAGAAGGAGGCCGUCGUGGUGAGUUUGGUGCGGAGUAACCCGGCGGGGGAGGUGGGGUUUUUGGGCGAGCGGAGGAGGUUGAACGUGGCGAUGACGAGGCCGAAGAGGCACCUUUGCGUCGUGGGCGACGGCGAGACGGUGGGCAAGGGGAGCGGGUUCCUGGCGCGGUGGAUGGGCCAUUUGGAGGCCGAGGCCGAUCUGCGAUAUCCCGAUCUGGCCGAUUUGCAGGCCUUGUGA
Messenger RNA from Letharia columbiana, 2112 nucleotides. RefSeq lists its product as uncharacterized. NCBI's taxonomy places the organism in Eukaryota, Fungi, Ascomycota, Lecanoromycetes, Lecanorales, Parmeliaceae. The transcript is spliced from 5 exons. The coding region runs from base 1 to 2112 and encodes 703 amino acids. The record is from RefSeq and is a predicted model, not a curated record. Gene Ontology annotation, molecular function: ATP hydrolysis activity; 5'-3' DNA helicase activity.